This is a messenger RNA of Periophthalmus magnuspinnatus, 341 nucleotides long. It is a transcript of the gene rps27.2, whose product is annotated as ribosomal protein S27, isoform 2. The record is from RefSeq and is a predicted model, not a curated record. Gene Ontology annotation, cellular component: ribosome; cytosolic small ribosomal subunit. Gene Ontology annotation, biological process: ribosomal small subunit assembly; translation. Gene Ontology annotation, molecular function: structural constituent of ribosome; RNA binding. Bases 55 to 309 code for a protein of 84 amino acids. The transcript has 4 exons. Lineage: Eukaryota; Metazoa; Chordata; Actinopteri; Gobiiformes; Gobiidae.
CCAACUUCCGGUUUUAGUGGCAGUGAUUUCCGGUGAAAGUCCAGACACGCAGACAUGCCACUUGCUAAGGAUCUCCUAAAUCCAUCCCCGGAGGAGGAAAAAAGGAGACACAAGAAGAAACGUCUUGUCCAAUGUCCCAACUCUUACUUUAUGGAUGUCAAAUGUCCAGGUUGCUACAAAAUCACCACCGUGUUCAGCCAUGCUCAGACAGUAGUGCUGUGCGUCGGCUGCUCCACAGUCCUCUGUCAGCCCACGGGAGGGAAGGCCAGACUCACAGAAGGUUGUUCAUUCAGGAGGAAACAGCAUUAGAGAGAUGAUGAGCAUUGGACGUAGUUGUUGAG